AUGCCUGAUUUAAAGCCGGAUCGAAGCAGGAACCACGGCAGCGCCUCCGGAUGCGAGGGUGCCGUGAGCGGGAAGGAAACGGAGGCAGGGAGGCUGCCCAUUGGCCGGGAUCUCCGAGAGCCCCGCCCCGCCCCAGGCGCGCUCCGGUUAAAAAGCGCGCAGAGGCCGCCUGCCCGCAGACUUCCGAGCGUCCACCCGGGCUGCGCGCGCCUCGGAGCCCAGACGCCUUCGGACCACUUCUGCUGCUCCCGCCGCCGCGUGCAGCGUUCCAGGAGCCUGGCGGGAAGGAACCCUUCGAGGAGCAUCAGGUUCCAAGAAGCCACCUGGAGCACCCUGGUAGGGAGUGCUUGUGGGAACAAGCCAGAGCCUGGAGAGCAGUUCUCACCCAGGAUGGGGUCACGUGCAUCCAAGAAAGAGGCAGCACACAGAGUCCAGCCUGUGACCCAGACCUCUGCAGAAACCCACGUGACUGCUCCAGUCCCCUGCGCCGCCAUGGACCCUGCCGGUGCCUCCUGCCCUGACCUGGGGGCCCAGCCUGUCACCGGCCCUGCCUGCUGGCCCGACAUGAGGCCCUCCUGGGCCGCCCCCUCCUGGAUGUGGCACCCCGCCCCUUGGGGUUACGUGUGCACAUCCUCUGUCGGCCAUCUCUGGAUUGGGUACCCCUGUCCUGUUGCCUCAGUGCUUUCAGUCUGGACUUGGGGCAUCUCCAGCGUUGACCCCCUCAUGGGAAGACAGCAUGCUGCCCCCCUGACCUCUGGAGUAUUCCCUUACCCGGUGGGUCCCCCACCCCCGUACUCCUCAGUCCCUCCAGCUCCAAGCGGGGACGCCUCGGGCCACUGCACCCAGGAGGGGUGGCAGACUCCGACCAGCUCGGCGCCCCCGCCUGCAGUGGAGGGCCCGUCCAGAGGGGCUUCCUACUCGAUGAUGUACCAAUUCCUUCCAUCAGAAUGGGCGUCCAGGCUCAGCAUUUGGGCACCCAAGCCGUCCUCCAGCCCAGAACUCUGCCCUCUGCCCCCUUCCCCCAGCAGGGACCCUCAGGGGGAGCCCCGCUGUCCCCAAUUACCCCGGUCCCCCUCCAGGGUCUGCCGCCGCCUCUUCUAGCUCUGAUGUCCUCGGGGACCACUCACUCUGGCACUGAGGGGCCCGUGGGAUCAGUGAGCACUGCUGUGCACGCUGCCCAGAUAAUUUACAGUUGCGCGAACCCUGAGUGGGGUAAUGCUCAGUGCGUUCUCAGCACUCGUACCCGAACUCCUCCCAGCCACCGUCUGCUCGCUCCUCGCCGCGCGCCGCCCUUUGGACGGCGGGGGGGUGGAAGGCAUGGUGCGUCCUGUGAAGCAUGCAACGUUGCGUGUUUUACAUUGAAUAAAUGA
This is a messenger RNA of Vicugna pacos (alpaca), 1370 nucleotides long. NCBI's taxonomy places the organism in Eukaryota, Metazoa, Chordata, Mammalia, Artiodactyla, Camelidae. The record is from RefSeq and is a predicted model, not a curated record.